CGAAGUCGACGAUACCCAGAUACCCACUGGACCAUCAACUUACUCGCUUGACAUAUCACCGGUGCACCGACCACAGGAUGAAGGCGUAGAUCUCGACAAAGCUGCAUCUGGAUUUCUGCCCAGCUACGGAUACUCGUACUAUACCAACCAUCGUCGUAGCCUUAAAUAUACCUGGUCGCUGGUACCCAGGACAAGGCGCCCACUUGAUCCAGCCAGAUUGUUCACCGAGACAAAGCCCAUCCAACGACUUCAUUGCCACCACCAUCCAUCAACCUACCUAGGUAUUUUUCGCUGUCGCCUCACCGACGCAACAGUCAUCAAUCACACCCUCGUCUUUCGCCGCUGACUGGCCUCCACGAAAAGGCUGCCAGACACUUUACGAAAGCAGCUGAAAGAUACCCUGCCAUUGGCCCUAAAGUCACAGCCCAGGCAUUGCGAUCAAACCAGUCAGAGCACCUGUCACCAACCACCACGGCUGUCACCGAGCCCAUCUGACGGGUCUUCUUACUGUGAGGCAUCAAGCUCGCCCGUCCCCAGGCCAAGUCAUCUUUUCUGCCUACCUCCGAACCGUCCUCCCGCUUUACUUUACGUUACCGCACCACACCACACAAACCCAGAAUCUCAGGACCACGGAUUUCAACUACUUGUACUUUGCUCACACCACCACUACCACCUCGGUCAAGAAGCACAACAACACUAUUCUUUACCCUGGAUCUUGUGGGAUUAUCUGUCUCGAAGGUACUUCUGCAUAGCAGAAGGUCACAGAAGACGGCACAGAUUGAGGGGGGUUCUGAGAUGUAGUCGCAACAGCGACCAAGUGUGACCUUUUCCAACCCCCAUUUUAUUGUGGUGUGUGUGAGAGAAGAAGCUGCGGAAGAAGCCACCGUUGCAGACGCUGGAGGGCCUCUUUGGGGGUGGAUAGAGACGGAAGGAUGAGUUUACAGCCUAGGCGAGAGUAUCACAUUGUUGUGCUUGGUGCUGGCGGCGUAGGCAAAAGUUGUCUCACGGCCCAAUUCGUCCAGAAUGUCUGGAUCGAGAGUUAUGACCCUACAAUCGAGGACUCGUACCGCAAGCAGGUCAACGUGGAUGGCCGACAGGUCAUGCUCGAAAUCCUCGACACAGCAGGCACCGAGCAGUUUACCGCCAUGCGAGAACUCUACAUGAAACAAGGACAAGGCUUCCUGCUGGUCUUCUCCAUCUGCAACAUGAACUCCUUCUACGAACUGGCCGAGCUGCGCGAACAAAUCAUCCGCAUCAAGGACGACGAAAACAUUCCAUUGGUGGUGGUCGGCAACAAAUCCGACAUGGAAGACGAACGAGUCGUGCCACGAGCCCGAGCCUUCCAACUCACCCAGUCAUGGGGCCAGAAGCCGUAUUACGAAACGUCAGCGCGGAGGCGGACGAAUGUCGACGAAGUCUUUCUCAAUCUCUGCUCGCAGAUCAUCCAGAAGGACACGAACCGAAGUCAGCAGUACGAGCAGCAAUUGGCAACUCGUCGCCGCGACCGACCGAAUCGACACGAUCGACGAGGCAGAAGGACCCGCAAUCGUGAUCGAUGUGUCAUCUUGUGAGAUUCUCGUUUGUGUCAGCAAAUAUGCAUUUCGGUGAUCGGAAAUGAGAUACCAACAUCAUCGGGCGUCAAUUGUAGCUAAGAAAAAGUGUGGUAUCAUGGAAGGACAAAGAUCUAGACUUACCGACUCACGUCGACAUAUCAUAAUCCAGCUUUCAAUUG
Messenger RNA from Exophiala xenobiotica, 1732 nucleotides. RefSeq lists its product as uncharacterized. The record is from RefSeq and is a predicted model, not a curated record. Gene Ontology annotation, biological process: signal transduction. Gene Ontology annotation, molecular function: GDP binding; GTP binding; GTPase activity. NCBI's taxonomy places the organism in Eukaryota, Fungi, Ascomycota, Eurotiomycetes, Chaetothyriales, Herpotrichiellaceae. Bases 933 to 1571 code for a protein of 212 amino acids. The transcript is spliced from 5 exons. Gene Ontology annotation, cellular component: plasma membrane.